AUGGUUCAAAAUGGCUUGCUGGUCUCAGUUGGAGGCCCGGGAGGGGGGGCAGGGGAGGCGGGUUGGUCACCCCAGCCCAAGAGACAGCUGCAGAGGGAGGGAGAGAGGGGCUCUGCACCCCUGGAUGUUGCAGGGCCAUGGAGGUGUGAACUGGCUCUCCCCACCCUCCUCCCGGACCAAGCCUCGCCAGCUCCUUGGACGGAUGGAACCUCUGGUAAAGAGGACCAAGAUGAUUUCUUGCCCUUGCCUUCUUCCUGCUGUCUCCCGAGAGUCCUGAACUUGACACAGGCACUCACGGGCAGCACCGCACUGGUCCACGGUGCACCUGCACACAUGUGCACUCAUGGCCCCUCCAGAAGCAGAGCCACAGUGGGGGCGUGGCCUGGAGCACCCCUGCGUGUGCAUGCCUUGCUGGCCGGGAAUGAACCUGAGGAUCCACGCGCCCCCUCCCAGGGGCUGGAGCCAGGGUCAAGUUCAGGAUGGUGCUGCCUCUCUAGCACUCCUGUCCAGCAUUUCCCGAGCAUUCCUUUCGUGCUGGAUGGCCAUCGUCGUCCCUUACAGCCAGGUAUCUCAGCAGCCUCCAAAGGGGAAACAUCCCGGAGCAUCUAACAAAAGAAAGUUGGAUGGGUUUUCAGACUUUUUUUUAAACCCUGAAGAAUAGGCCUUUGUUGCCAACUCCCCUCCUGUGGCAGCCUGCCUGGUCCCUGGACUCCCCCUGGGCUGGGGGCAGGACCAGGCAGCCCCAGCGGCCCCCACCCUGCUGGGCUGAACCUCCAGACCUCACCUGCCAGCGUCUCCUCCGAUUGCAGAGGUUCCCCGCACUCCCCCCCCUCCCGCCGCCAUGCCGGCUGUGGGCAGGGCCACUGGAGUGGGUCCUAGAAACGUCCCAUCCUCUGCCUUUGGUGCCCCACCUCACCUGGCCAGAUCCCGACAGCCUUCCCUUGGUAGGCAUCAUUGCCAACCUGGAGCCACAGCCAGGCUGGUGAUGAGGGGCGACCUCUGAUUGCCCAAAGCCCCUGCGUUCCUGGCUCCCCACUGUCCCCACCGGGUCUAGGCCUGUCACUCUCAUCUUUGCUGAAGCUGUUUUCUCCACCUAUAAUCCUUUUCCCUGCUCCUGGCUUCCUAGCAAAUUUCUAUGGAAAUUUUAAGACUUAGCUGGCAUGGGGCGGGGGGUUGCUGGAUGGCUGUCAGUUAAGUGUCUGACUU
Suricata suricatta (meerkat) is the source of this 1206-nucleotide messenger RNA. RefSeq lists its product as uncharacterized. The record is from RefSeq and is a predicted model, not a curated record. NCBI's taxonomy places the organism in Eukaryota, Metazoa, Chordata, Mammalia, Carnivora, Herpestidae. The transcript has 4 exons. The coding region runs from base 1 to 609 and encodes 202 amino acids.